ACAACCAGGAGCGCUCGGAUUCAGGGGCCAGUCCCACAUCAAAGUCCCUGGAGGUAACAGCAGGGAUGGACGGGACCACAGCCACCACCACCGUGACCGCUGCCACCCCGCCUCGCCCCCAUAAAGCCAUGCCCGAGUCCUCAGGAGCCCCUGUGGCGUCUGAAGCAGAGGACGGGCCGUUUGUUGACCAGUCCACGUUCCUCCAGAGGCAGUUUAGUUCCAUGCUCCAGCCUGGGGUUAAUAAGUUCUCCCUGCGGAUGUUUGGGAGCGCUAAAGGGGUCGCGGCCGAGCAGGAUAGGGUCAAGUCAUUUGGGGUGUGGAUUAUACAUCCAUACAGCGACUUCAGGUUUUACUGGGACUUGGUGAUGCUUUGCCUGAUGAUGGGGAACCUGGUCAUCCUUCCAUGGGGAAUCACCUUCUUUGAGGACCAGAACACCCUGCCGUGGAUCACCUUUAACGUAGCCUCUGACACGCUUUUCCUGGCCGACCUCGUCUUCAACUUUCGCACCGGCAUUAUGGAGGGUGACAACUCCCAAAUCAUCCUAGACCCGCAAAUCAUCAGCCGGCGUUACCUGCGAGGCUGGUUCCUGGUGGAUUUCAUCUCCUCCAUACCAGUGGACUACAUCUUCCUGAUAGUGGACAUAGAGUCCCGGCUGGAGUCAGCAGAGGUGUAUCGCACCGCCAGGGCUUUACGUAUUGUGCGCUUCACCAAGAUCCUCAGCUUGCUCAGACUGCUGCGCUUGUCCAGACUUAUACGGUACAUUCAUCAGUGGGAGGAGAUCUUCCACAUGACCUAUGACCUAGCAAGCGCGGUGGUUCGCAUAGUGAAUCUGAUUGGGAUGAUGCUGCUGCUGUGCCACUGGGAUGGCUGCAUGCAGUUCAUGGUGCCAAUGCUACAAGACUUCCCUCCAACCUGCUGGGUCUCCAAAAACAACAUGGUGAAUUCCACUUGGGAUGUCCAAUACUCCUAUGCCUUGUUUAUGGCCAUGAGCCACAUGUUGUGUAUCGGAUAUGGUGCUCAGGCUCCUGAGGGACCCACUGAUGUCUGGCUCACAAUGAUCAGCAUGAUAAUUGGCGCCACUUGCUAUGCCAUGUUCUUGGGCAAUGCCACCAACCUGGUCCAGUCUUUGGAUGCUUCCCAUCGCCAGUACCAAGAAAAGUACAAGCAGGUGGAGCAGUACAUGUCUUUCCACAAGCUACCGGCUGACAUGAGGCAGAGGAUCCAUGAUUAUUAUGAACACCGCUUCCAGGGCAAGAUGUUUGAUGAGGAGAAUAUCCUGGAAGAGCUCAGCGACCCACUUAAAGAGGAGAUUGUGAACUAUAACUGCCGUGGGCUGGUGGCUAACAUGCCCCUCUUUGCAAACGCUGAUCCUCACUUCGUCACAGUGCUCCUCUCAAAGUUACGUUUUGAGGUCUUUCAGCCUGGUGAUGUCAUCAUUCGCGAAGGGACACUGGGUCGUAAGAUGUACUUCAUCCAGCAUGGCUGUGUGAGUGUGAUCACUUCAGACAACAAGGAAAAGAAACUGAAUGACGGCUGCUACUUUGGGGAGAUAUGUCUGCUGACGCGUGGACGCCGCACAGCCAGCGUCAGAGCUGACACUUACUGCAGACUUUACUCUCUCAGCGUGGACAGCUUCAAUGAAGUCUUGGAGGAGAAUCCGUUAAUGAGGAGGGCCUUUGAGAACGUAGCAGUCAACAGAUUGGGCCGUGAGUCAAACGGCUAUGAACAUUCCUACAAGAACAUGGAGGAUGACGGGGACUAAUGUAUUCUUUCACUCUCUGUGAACUUUGACUGAGCGGAGACU
Messenger RNA from Danio aesculapii, 1805 nucleotides. It is a transcript of the gene hcn3, whose product is annotated as hyperpolarization activated cyclic nucleotide-gated potassium channel 3. Gene Ontology annotation, molecular function: voltage-gated potassium channel activity. The record is from RefSeq and is a predicted model, not a curated record. Gene Ontology annotation, biological process: potassium ion transport; transmembrane transport. Lineage: Eukaryota; Metazoa; Chordata; Actinopteri; Cypriniformes; Danionidae. Gene Ontology annotation, cellular component: membrane. The transcript is spliced from 7 exons. The coding region runs from base 66 to 1763 and encodes 565 amino acids.